GAUUGAAUCAUUAAUCAGCUUGCAUGCCUGUCUAUUUAAUCUAUUAAUCUUCUAUUGCAAAGUUUUACACCCGCUGUGAUAUUCGAACCGUAUCAAACCAAACGAACUUUCGGAUAGAGUUCAAUAUUAGUCAGAUCUCAGAGAAAGUAAAACAUGCGAUCCCCGCACAUGAUCACAUCCUUCUUAAUUCUAAUCACAUUCAAACCGUCUUGGUCUCUUUCGUUGUCAGCUUCAUACUUUCCCCACACCUUCAAAUGUGAUCAUCAAUUGCAAGAAUAUCCAAGACACAAUGAAAGCUCAGACCUUCUAUACAAGUCAGCAUUGUGUUUGAAGUCUCAAAAUAACCCACAAUGUAUUGGAGUUAGAUGCAACCAUUCGACCCUCAACUGUGAAAUGGUGUCUAAACCAAUGGAAUUUGUGAGGUGCAUUGGCCACAGUCAGGAUCCUAAUGCUACCCUCUGGUGGAGAAAUGAAAAUGCAAAGAAACAACCAGAAUUAGGUCUUGUUGACCUUGAAAUCGGUCAGCUUGUGUCAGCAUCUGUUCGCCAAGUGACCGGUUUUGCGAUGAAACCAAUGCCAACAACAAGAAUGCAGGUACAGAUCCCCAAUGGAAUCCUUGUUUGCAUUGAGAUGUCGACGACAUGCAACGUUUGGACGGAAGGAACCAAUGAGUGGCAGCCAAUCUCCUCUUUAAACUUCAUUCAUGAACAAGGAACUUUGAAUUUGUUGGGAGAUCAGCCCAUUGUCAUUGGUGGCAGGAACAGUGGGCAGGGCAAUCACGGCUUUGUGGAGAUAUUAGACCCAAUCACUCGUGAAUGGAUUUUCGGACCUUCCCUGCAACCUGGUCGAAGAGCUCACGCCACAGUGGUUAUCAAUCAGACAUGUUUGGUGGUAAUUGGAGGAUAUGAUGAACACCCAAUACAAGCCAUGAAGUCCGUCGAAAUCCUGAGUAUGACUGAUAUAUCUUGGCAGGCAUUGGACGAUAUGCCAAUAGGUGUUUACAACCCGGUGUGUGGCCUCCUCAACCAAUCAUUUAUCUUGUGCAUUGGAGGCCGCGAUUCCGGUAGAACACUCAAAACUGCAUAUGGAUUGGCUCUGACCUCAAACAACGCCUUGUGGGAAAGAUUGAACAUGUUCGACACUAACGAGCCAAUAAUGCUUGGUUUUCUGUAUCAAUUGAGACACGAACUGUUCUGCAUGUCGAUCAAAACAGAAUCUUUUCGUGACCAAAGACAGUUGCUCAGGAUGAAUUUAGCGGAUGAGGAUCCCAAAUGGGAGUUAUUGGAAUUGUUUUCGGAGGAUAUGUUCACUAAUGUGGGUCGUUACAUAAUGAGAGGUUACUUAAUUGAACCCUAAUGUAUUGUGGAUAACA
This is a messenger RNA of Tigriopus californicus, 1372 nucleotides long. RefSeq lists its product as uncharacterized. Gene Ontology annotation, molecular function: protein binding. The coding region runs from base 154 to 1356 and encodes 400 amino acids. The transcript is spliced from 4 exons. The record is from RefSeq and is a predicted model, not a curated record. NCBI's taxonomy places the organism in Eukaryota, Metazoa, Arthropoda, Copepoda, Harpacticoida, Harpacticidae.